AUGCUCAGGAGGCCUCUACCCUAUCGUAUCGCUUUACGACGGUGUUACCGGCCGGUCGCCUCCACUUCCUCGACCGCCGUCCGGAGUGGGCGCCUGAGAACCUCACAAGGUCGAAUGGGAGGGCCGUUCGGCCCGGUUCAACGAACAGCCAAGAAAGCAGUUGUGGGUUCCGCCAUUUGUCUGCGUCAGCUCCCCGUUUCCGCGAGCGUGAUUCCGCCUCGCGAACGGGAAAAGGGGCAGAGCGGCCAAGGUCCGCGUGUCCUUGAGACGGUCCAAGAUUUUCUACACUACAGACCGACUUGUCGAAUGAAGACGCAGGCAGGCACUAUUGCCACACGCAGAGGCCCACACCAGAGGUUGACCUUAAAGAAAACCUACCGAGGCGACACCGCAAAUAGGUAA
Messenger RNA from Colletotrichum higginsianum IMI 349063, 402 nucleotides. RefSeq lists its product as uncharacterized. The transcript has a single exon. Lineage: Eukaryota; Fungi; Ascomycota; Sordariomycetes; Glomerellales; Glomerellaceae. The record is from RefSeq and is a predicted model, not a curated record. Bases 1 to 402 code for a protein of 133 amino acids.